This is a messenger RNA of Gloeophyllum trabeum ATCC 11539, 1694 nucleotides long. Its product is annotated as 6-phosphogluconate dehydrogenase. Bases 70 to 1539 code for a protein of 489 amino acids. Gene Ontology annotation, biological process: pentose-phosphate shunt, oxidative branch; pentose-phosphate shunt. NCBI's taxonomy places the organism in Eukaryota, Fungi, Basidiomycota, Agaricomycetes, Gloeophyllales, Gloeophyllaceae. Gene Ontology annotation, molecular function: NADP binding; phosphogluconate dehydrogenase (decarboxylating) activity. The record is from RefSeq and is a predicted model, not a curated record. Gene Ontology annotation, cellular component: cytosol. The transcript has 9 exons.
AGCAUCACCUCCUCUUAAUCCUACCACCAUCGUCCUCGCCCACCUCACCUCACCCAAAUCACUGCAGACAUGGCUACCGGAGAUAUUGGUCUCAUCGGCUUGGCCGUCAUGGGUCAAAACUUGAUCCUCAACAUGAACGACAAAGGCUUCAACGUUGUCUGCUACAACCGGACAACGAGCAAGGUCGACCACUUCCUUCAAAACGAAGCCAAGGGUACCAACGUCCAGGGCGCUCACUCUAUCGAGGAGCUCUGCGCUAAGCUGAAGAGACCUCGCAAGAUCAUCCUCCUCGUCAAGGCCGGACCCGCUGUUGACGACUUCAUCAAACAGCUGGAACCCCACCUCGAAAAGGGCGACAUCAUCAUCGAUGGUGGUAACUCUCACUUCCCCGACUCCAUCCGCCGGACCAAGGAGCUUGAGUCCAAGGGUCUGCUCUUCGUCGGCUCUGGUGUUUCCGGCGGUGAGGAGGGCGCUCGUUAUGGUCCCUCGCUCAUGCCCGGUGGUUCUCCUGCCGCCUGGCCCCACAUUAAGGAGAUCUUCCAGAAGGCAGCUGCUCAGGUCAAUGGCGAGCCUUGCUGUGAUUGGGUCGGCGAGACCGGUGCUGGUCACUACGUGAAGAUGGUCCACAACGGUAUCGAGUACGGUGACAUGCAACUGAUCUCCGAGGCAUAUGACAUCCUGAAGCGCGGGCUCGGUUUGAGCGAGGACGAGAUCGCGGAUAUAUUCUUCAAGUGGAACAAGGGUGUCCUCGACUCCUUCUUGAUUGACAUCACUGCCAACAUCCUGAAGUUCAAGGAUGACGACGGCGAGCCCCUCGUCACCAAGAUCCUUGACCAGGCUGGUCAGAAAGGGACUGGUAAAUGGACUGCCAUCAACGCUUUGGACGCCGGCAUGCCAGUCACCCUUAUCGGCGAGGCCGUGUUCGCCCGUUGCUUGUCCUCGCUCAAGGCCGAGCGUAUCCGGGCGUCGAAGGUUAUCGCUGGCCCUCAGAAGGAGACCUUCCGAGGCGACAAGCAGCAGUUCAUCGAUGAUCUCGAGCAGGCCCUCUAUGCCUCCAAGAUCAUCUCGUACACUCAGGGUUUCAUGCUCAUGAGGGAGACCGCUAAGGAGCUCAAGUGGAACCUGAACUACGCUGGCAUCGCCCGUAUGUGGCGUGGUGGCUGCAUCAUCAAGUCCGUUUUCUUGGGUGACAUCACCAACGCAUACACCAAGACGCCUGACUUGGAAUCCCUGCUCUUCGACGACUUCUUCAACAAGGCCGUCCACAAGGCACAGCCCGGGUGGAGGCGCAUUAUUGCGCAGGCCGUCCUGUGGGGUAUUCCCACACCUGCCUUCAGCACUGCUCUGGCUUUCUUCGACGGCUACCGCAGUGAAAUCGUUCCUGCCAACCUCCUCCAGGCUCAACGUGACUACUUCGGUGCCCACACCUUCCGGGUCCUGCCCGGCAAGGAGAAUGCCAAGCUCAAGGCUGGUGAGGACAUCCACAUCAACUGGACUGGCCGUGGCGGCAAUGUCUCCGCCAGCAGCUAUAUUGCUUAAAUCGUGUCAUCUUGUGGGAGGCCUUCGUAGAAGAAUCAUAAAGAAAGCAUGUUCCAAUAGAAUUCACAGCUGUAUUCCUGCGUUGCGGAAUGGCGUGUUGUACAAAAUUCCUUGUGAGGUAGGAUUACGAAUAAUAUAUGAACUGUACACUCGUC